Messenger RNA from Zerene cesonia (dogface butterfly), 2213 nucleotides. RefSeq names its product nose resistant to fluoxetine protein 6-like. The coding region runs from base 124 to 1959 and encodes 611 amino acids. Gene Ontology annotation, molecular function: acyltransferase activity, transferring groups other than amino-acyl groups. The transcript is spliced from 12 exons. NCBI's taxonomy places the organism in Eukaryota, Metazoa, Arthropoda, Insecta, Lepidoptera, Pieridae. The record is from RefSeq and is a predicted model, not a curated record.
AAAAUAUUGAGAUUCUGCCGCACGCCCCGUUAAAUAAAAGUGCGGAAGCAAAUAUUGUUGAGUUGAUAUCUGUGUGUGGUGCGGCUCAUUUCACGAUAGUGUAGUGUGGUGAAGUGUACGGUGAUGGGCUUCAAAUGGCUUCUGUUUUUGAUCACCACGGCGACAGCGGUCGAAUUUAACGAUGACACGUACUACGCGAUGCCACCCCUGUACCUCCAGGACGACUACGAGCAGUGUCUGGCGACGCGCGGCACCUACUGCCUUGGCUCCUUCCACCUCAGCGGCUCGGAGCAGAACGAAAUUGCCAAUAUUAUUAAAGCGUACUCCAGUCAAGUGCACCGUUUCAACCACACGUUGAUGCACAGGGGGAUCUGCAUCACGUCAAGCUGCUCGCAUAUCGAGGAGCAGCUGGCUCCCACGCAGCGGUUCGAGCGGUGCAUCCGCAACCUCACCAGCGCCAAGUACGGCCUGAACUCCAAGUUGGCGAAGUUCGAAUACUGCAAGACGAAAGACACACCGUCUUUGGUGCCUAUAGAUGGCGUGGACUUUGGAUUCCUGGCGGUGUGCGUGGUUAUCCUUCUUGGAAACAUGAUUGGGACGUUGUACGAUGUUUUUAGAGACCAGAGCAAUAAACCAAACCGUUUGCUGGUGGCGUGGUCGCUUCUAGCUAACUUCAAACGGCUGGCCAAAACAUUUGAGAAUGAUGACACCAAUAUGUCUCGUCUCAACCCAAUCCACGGCACCAAGGCAAUAUUCCUGAUGUUGGUGAUGAUGGCUCACUCAGUCAUCAUUUAUCAUUCAGCAUAUCUCUACAAUCCACUUUUCUUGGAAAUUAACCGUCAACACCCCCUGGCGACCAUCCUCCACAACGGGUCUGUCAUAGUGCAGACCUUCAUCAUUCUAUCCUGCUUCCUCUUCACGUAUAACUUUCUGCUGCAUGUGGAAAGCAACCCGGAGAAAAAGUUUGGUGUCAAAGUGUUCUUUGGCAUUAUUCUGCACAGACUUGCCAGGAUAACACCCAUAUACCUCUUCAUGGUGGGUUUUACGGCGACGUGGAAUCGUUUCAUGGCCGACGGGGCGCUGUGGAAACCCAUAAUGGAGCGGCAGUGCUUGCAUUGCCGUGAGAAGUGGUGGUCGCAGGCGCUGUAUAUCAACAACUUCUAUAAACCAGACACGCAGUGUUUGCUGCAGACUUGGUUCUUAGCAGUGGACAUGCAGCUAUAUGUGCUGGCUGUCAUCAUCACUAUGGUGGUGGUGAGGUGGAAGAAAACGGCAGUCAAGGUGGUCGCUGGCCUUGUGAUUACCGCCGUGGUGGCCAACUUCAUCGCGUCAUAUUACUUCGACUUGAAAGCUAUCGUAUUCGUGACUUAUCCCGAAUUACUCAGAAAUCUAUAUGAUGGUGAGCGCUCAUUUAAGUGGUUGUAUGCGGCACCCUGGGGCAGCCUGCCCUGCUCUCUUUUGGGCGUGCUGCUCGGCUUCCUUUACUACCACCUGAAGGCUGAUGACGUCAAAGUAGCGGAGUAUAAGUGGUUCCGCAUCGUAUACCGCUUCACAACCCCGUGCAUGCUGGCCUGGAUCCUGUCGGGCUACUUCCUGCAAGGCGACAAGCCGCGCUUCGUGACGGCGCUGUAUGCGGCGCUGGACAGACCCGUGUUUGGAGCUGUGAUGUGCACCAUGCUACUGGGAAUGUUCUAUAGGAUAGACAGUUUCUGGUGGCGUUUUCUAUCCUGGGGUGGUUGGCAAAUCCUGGGUCGCAUGUCGCUGUCAGUCCUCAUGACGCACUGGACCUUCAAUAUGUUCCAGAUUGCUAUCCAAAGUAAUUUGAGCAGGAUAUCAUUCUUUGAUGUUGCCGGUCAUUGGUAUGUAACGAUGAGCUCAACGUACCUUGUAUCUUUCCCAAUUCAUCUUUUGGUGGAAGUACCGCUGCAGAAAUUCCUACAAGCUGUUCUUGGAGUAUAAUACCUUGUUAACAAUAAAUUUCAGUACUCAGUACUAUAGUAUUAUAUAGUCGUGGAUAAGGCUUAAGUUAAUGUCAAUUCUAGUGUACAUAUUUUAAAGUUAUUUAGAAGGUUUAAUGAAAGAAAGUAUUUAUAAAAGUUAAGGGGUAUAUUAGAUUGAACACUACCUACCAUUACUUACGGAAAGGGAGUGCAUUUUAUCAAAUUAAAUACAAACAAUAAGAAUUUCGUGGAAAACAAAGUGAUGAAAACAAA